UGAAAAACAACACAUUUAUCCAGGACUAGUCCAGGAAAUCCUCUAGAAAACAAAUAAUCAGAAAAGAAUAGUAAAUUUCUUUUUCAUUGCAUUGAAUUAAUCUUUUAACUUAAAUUCGAAAAAUGUCUUCUUCAGUUCAUUGCCAAUUAUGGAUGGGCAGCUUGGAGCCGUAUAUGACGGAAAAUUUCGUCAUAGCUGCCUUCCGGAAAAUGGGCGAAGAUCCAACCACAGUCCGUUUGAUGCGUAACAAAUAUACAGGAGAACCUGCGGGUUAUUGUUUUGUAAAUUUUGCCACAGAUGAAAAGGCCAUGGAUGCAAUGCACAAAUUAAAUGGCAAACCCAUACCAGGCACAAAUCCCAUUGUACGUUUUAGAUUGAACAGUGCUAGCAAUUCAUAUAAAAUGCCCGGCAAUGAAAGAGAAUUCAGUGUUUGGGUUGGAGAUCUCAGUUCCGAUGUGGAUGAUUAUCAACUGUAUAAAGCAUUCUCAUCGAAGUACACCUCGAUUAAAACAGCCAAAGUUAUUAUAGACAGUUCAGGAUUUUCCAAGGGUUAUGGAUUUGUGCGAUUCGGCAUUGAAGAUGAACAACAGUCGGCAUUGUAUGAAAUGAAUGGUUACAUUGGCUUGGGUAGCAAACCCCUGAAAAUUUGUAAUGCCGUACCCAAACCUAAGAGUGAAUUAGGCGUUGCCUUGGGUACAUCGAACAGUAAUUAUGGUUAUGGUGGUUCUGGGCCAACAGCAACCAGCAGUACAGCUAGCUCGGAUUAUACCCAGUACUAUGAUCCCAGUUCAACAUAUUGGCAAGGUUAUAAUGCAUGGCAGAAUUAUUACGAUGUAAGCACAGCAGCUGCCGAUCCAACAAGUGCAUAUUAUCAACAAUCAAUGGUUCAAUCGCAUUCGAAUACCCAAACAUUGGCCCAACAUGCCGAGGCAUGGAGUGCCCAGCGUAAUGCUCAAUAUGAACAGCAAAACGCCGCCACUGCAUCCAAUGGUGGUGCCGAUGACGAGGAUGAUAGCUAUGCAUUGGUGGAGCAUAAAUUCACAUUGGAUGUAGAUAAAAUGAAUCGUGAAGCUCUUGAUUCAGAUCGUAAUUUGUACGAUGCCCUAGAGAGUUCCAAAUGGUUACCGUUGGAACAACUAGAAGCAUAUUAGAUAUAGGUUUUAUUUCAUAAGUUAUUAUGUAUUUUCUUAAUAAAGCUGGAUUACAAAUUUUACGCAAA
Molecule: messenger RNA, 1219 nt
Organism: Musca domestica (house fly)
Lineage: Eukaryota; Metazoa; Arthropoda; Insecta; Diptera; Muscidae
Gene: Secp43
Product: tRNA selenocysteine 1-associated protein 1
Exons: 3
Coding region: 123-1151 (342 amino acids)
Molecular function (GO): RNA binding
Source: RefSeq, a predicted model, not a curated record